Molecule: messenger RNA, 2241 nt
Organism: Magnolia sinica
Lineage: Eukaryota; Viridiplantae; Streptophyta; Magnoliopsida; Magnoliales; Magnoliaceae
Product: serine/threonine-protein kinase STY46-like
Exons: 17
Coding region: 128-1951 (607 amino acids)
Biological process (GO): protein phosphorylation
Molecular function (GO): ATP binding; protein kinase activity
Source: RefSeq, a predicted model, not a curated record
UGCUCUCUCUCUCUCUCUCUCUCUCUCAUGCAAAAGGAAAAGAAGGGGAGAGAACGAAACAAAAGAGAACAAAUAAAAACAACUCUCUCUCUCUCUCUCUCUCUCUCUCCCCCCUUCCGUUGGUUGAAUGGCGAUGGAAGAUACCGAGAGCUGCAGCAGCAGAUCCGUGGAUUCGUCUCCGACGCACCCGCGGCAGCAGCAGCAGCUGCGGCAGAAGCUCGAUGUCUACAACGAGGUCCUGCGCCGCCUCAAAGAUUCCGAAAUCGAGGAGGCCCACCUCCCCGGCUUCGACGACGAACUUUGGGCCCAUUUCAAUCGCCUUCCUCCGAGGUAUGCGUUGGAUGUUAAUGUGGAGAGGGCGGAAGAUGUUCUCACACACAAAAGGUUACUGCAAUUGGCUCAUGACCCUGAAAAUCGACCAGUUUUCGAAGUUCGUGUUGUUCAGGUCCCUCCUGUGACUGAUGGAAAUCCGGUUGAUUCUUUUCCCUCAAACUCUUCAAGUAAAGAAGACGGUCAAAGUUCUUCGAGUAACUUUAGCAAACAGAGCAUUCAUCCGCCUCCUGCCUUUGGUUCUUCUCCUAAUCUUGAAGCCCUUGCUCUUGAAGUCAACAAGCCAAAUGUUCAGGAUGGCGAUAGUGUUGUGAAUGCCAAUCCACUCUUUCCUAGGUCCAUGCAUGAAAUAACCUUUUCAACAGAUGAUAAGCCAAAGCUCCUCAGUCAGUUGACUGCUUUGCUUGCUGAGAUUGGUCUGAAUAUCCAAGAGGCACAUGCUUUUUCUACAGUGGAUGGCUACUCACUAGAUGUCUUUGUUGUUGAUGGUUGGCCAUAUGAGGAAACUGAGCAGCUUAGACAUGCACUGGAAAAGGAAAUUCUAAAGAUUGAGAAGCAAGCUUGGUCAAAGCCUCGUUCAUUGCCUGCUAUUUCCAAUAAUGUGCAAACCAGCAUGGAAUCUGUUCCUGAACAUGUUAAAAUACCUACAGAUGGGACUGAUGUUUGGGAAAUCGAUGUCAGGUUGUUGAAAUUUGAAAAUAAAGUGGCAUCUGGGUCGUUUGGUGAUCUAUACAGAGGAACCUAUUGUAGUCAGGACGUGGCCAUUAAAGUCCUCAAACCUGAGCGUGUGAAUGUGGAUAUGCAGCGAGAAUUUGCCCAAGAGGUCUAUAUUAUGAGAAAGGUUCGUCACAAGAAUGUUGUACAAUUCAUUGGCGCAUGCACCAUGCCUCCAACCUUAUGCAUUGUGACAGAGUACAUGUCUGGUGGGAGUGUAUAUGAUUUCCUGCAUAAACAAAAAGGUGUUUUUAAACUUCCAUCCAUAAUCAGAGUAGCAAUUGAUGUUUCUAAGGGCAUGAACUACUUGCACCAGAAUAAUAUAAUACACAGGGACCUGAAAGCUGCCAAUCUUCUAAUGGAUGAAAAUGAGGUUGUCAAAGUUGCUGAUUUCGGAGUUGCCAGGGUGCAAGCUCAGUCUGGAGUUAUGACUGCAGAAACUGGAACAUAUCGUUGGAUGGCUCCUGAGGUAAUAGAACACAAGCCCUAUGAUCACAAGGCAGAUGUUUUCAGUUUCGGAAUUGUUCUGUGGGAGCUACUCACGGGAAAGAUUCCCUACGAGUACUUGACCCCACUACAAGCAGCUGUAGGCGUGGUUCAAAAGCCUUGGGCGUCAGCAAUUUCACUUCAAGGCCAUGCACCAGCAAGGGAAAUGAAGAUGGAGAAGAAGACGAAGAGUCGACUUAAGAAAUGGGGCCUACGACCUACAGUUCCGAAGCACACUCAUCCAAAGGUUAACGAACUGCUUGAAAGAUGCUGGCAGCAAGACCCUACUUUAAGACCUGACUUCUCUGAAAUUAUAGAGAUCCUACAGCUUAUUGCCAAGGAGGUUGGAGAUGAGGGAGAGGAACGACGCAAGGAGAAGUCAUCAGGUGGUUUCCUUUCAGUCCUUAGGCGCGGCCACUGAAGGAAGAAUUUCUGUUUAUAGUGUGUAUGCAUGCUCUCAUCUAUGGGCCAUUUCCCAUCUAAGGUACACUUAAUCUGUAGUGUACAGUGGUUGGUUCCCUAAAUUUAGGUGGGUUUUUUUUUUUUUUUUUUUAAAUGCUUUUCAUCUCACCCAUCUCUUUUUCAACCUUGUUCAUCUACCAAUCAUUUAUGUAUGUGGGUGGACAUGUGAUGUAACAUAGUGAAGGAAUUCAUACUGGGCCACAGUUACUGAUCAAAUUUUUUUAACCAGUUGAUUAUUCACUUUUUAUA